AUGAAGACUGUUCCAAGAAAGGAAGGCACAACCAAGGCUCCUGCCGAGGAGGCUCGGCGGCAGCUGGUGCGCGCUCUUCUCAUCGAGCUCAUGGCGUAUCAAUUUGCAUCUCCCGUGCGAUGGAUCGAGACUCAAGAUGUCAUUCUCUCCAAAUACAAGGCUGAGAGAGUAGUCGAAAUUGGCCCUUCGCCGACUCUAGUUGGCAUGCUGCGAAAGACACUCCAAGCCAAGUUCAAAACAAGCGAUUUGGCAGCAGGCCUACAUAGGCAGAUGCUCUGGCCCGAGAAAGACGCCAAAGAUGUCUACUACGAACACGAUCCAGUUUUAACUACUUCAAAGGAAUCUCCACCCGCGUCGGAGACGCCUUCCCCAAAUGAUUCCUCUUCUACGACCGAAGUGAAUCCCCCGGCAACUCAUUUAAUAAAGUCAAAACCUGAGCCACCGGUAGGAGAAACACUUGCACCGGUUGAAGACCGUCAGCCUGCCGCUAGUGAAGUCCUUUUGGUUCUACUUGCAAAAGGUUUGAAAGUUUCUACUGAGCAGGUCGUCGUGUCUAAAAGCAUCAAAGCCCUCACAGGUGGCCGCUCAACAUUGGAAAAUGAAAUCAUUGGCGAUUUAGGUGCCGAGUUCGGCUCUCUUCCAGAACGUGCAGAGGAUAUGUCAGUAUCUGAAUUAGCCGAUGCUUUGCAAACGACUUUUCAAGGACAACUUGGAAAGAAGGCCACAACAUUGAUAAACUCUCUUAUGAGUUCAAAGAUGCCUGUCUCAUACAAUGUGACGACGACGAGAAAAUAUUUGCAGUCUCGUUGGAGACUAUCUCGAGGCAGACAAGAUUCCAUAUUGCUGCUAGCCAUCUCCACUCCCCCGUCUUCAAGAAUAGAGGGCGAAAAAGAUGCAAACGAAUUCUUUGACCAAGUUGUUCGCCGAUAUGCUUCUCAGCAUACACUGUCACUAGAUGCACCCGUCGAUUCGUCUAUUUCUCAAUCACCCGGCGCUGUCGCUUUAGACCAAGAGACUCUCGCUGCGCUCACUGGAGGCCAGCAGGAGCUUUCAAGAAAUUUACUUGGUGUUUAUGCGAAACACAUUGGGCUCGACUUAGAUCACGACAAACGCACCCUUGAGAAUUUCCAUAGUACAGUGGAAGCAGGGCUUCGGGAAGAAUUGAAUCGAGUAACCCUUGAGCUUGGUGAAGACUUUACUUCAGGUGUUCAGCCACGUUUUAAGCGACUCAUGUCCCGCUCUUACGAUUCUUCAUGGGCAUGGGCCCUUCAAGACCUACUUCAAUUAUACUAUGAGUUAACCGGCCCCUCAAAAAAUAGAAAUGGAGCCCCAGAAAGCGACCUCCACGGCAUUGCGGAACGCUGCGUCCACAUUGCUCAUGCGGCAGAACCGUCUGUAAUACAUGUUCUUGACCACAUGAUUAGGACAGUGGGAGAACAGUCUCGGGUGGUUUCUUUGCUACACCAGUUGAAAAUCAAGUGUCUGGACACGCUUCGCACCGGGCCGACUUACCAAUACGUCCCUGUCACUGUUGCUCCAAACACCACAAUCGAUGAGGAGGGGAACAUCCGAUACGCUGAGGUAAACUUCAGUGGCGCUGCUUCUUUACUAGACCUGGCUACGCCCGCGCAAAACAAUACCGCUAGCGAUGUACCAUGUUUGCACCUCAAAACAAAGGUGGGACAUGGCUGGAAAUACUCCGAGUCGCUAACGGGACAGUUCCGUGGAGCUUUAGAAACAGCGCAAACCGUUGGCGAGUCCUUUUCGGGGCGGUCCGUGCUAAUUACGGGGGCCGGGAUCGGUUCGAUUGGCGCCGACCUGCUUGGUAGAUUGCUGUCUGGUGGCGCUCGCGUUAUCGUCACCACUACCAGAUUCUCUCCGGAGGUCGCUCGCGAAUACCAAGAGAUCUACACCACUUCUUGCGCUCGUGGAUCUCAGCUCGUGAUUGUACCUUUCAACCAAGCUAGUGUUCAAGAUGUCAACGCCCUGGUUGAAUAUAUAUACGAUUCAAACGGCCUCAACUGGGAUCUCGACUAUAUCGUCCCUUUCGCAGCUAUACCUGAAAAUGGCCGUACUGUCGACAAGAUUGAUGAUAAAUCUGAGCUAGCACAUCGUAUCAUGCUAAUAAAUCUCCUUCGACUUCUCGGUGCCGUGAAAGGGCGAAAAGCAACACUUGGCUCUACUUCGCGACCUACUCAAGUCAUCCUUCCUCUCUCACCAAAUCAUGGAACCUUUGGCAGCGACGGUCUCUAUGGCGAGUCAAAGGCGGGCCUUGAAACGUUAUUUGAGAGAUGGCACUCCGAAGACUGGUCUGAUUAUUUGUCCAUAUGCGGCGUUGUCAUUGGCUGGACGCGUGGUACUGGCUUAAUGAAUCAUAAUGACAUUGUCGCCGAAGGCAUUGAGCGGCUUGGUGUCAAGACAUUCUCCAAGAGUGAGAUGGCACACUGCUUAAUGUGCUUGAUGUUCUCAUCUAUUGUUGAUUUAUGUGAAGAAGAGCCUCUUUACGUAGAUCUAAGCGGCAAGAUGGGCCAGGUAUCUGACCUUCGCGUUGCAGUGCAAAAUAUUCGGAACGAACUCCAGGAAACUUCCGAAAUUAGGCGUAUGAUUAUCCAUGAAGCUGCAUUAGAGCUUGGACAUUCACACAGUGCUCUCAGAGAGAAGUCUAUAUCCCUGGAGACUCCGACCAUGUCUCAUAAAGCCCAGCUUCGCAUCGACUUUCCCUCACUUCCGCACUAUAAAUCGCAAAUCCAACCGUUAGGUAACGACCUUCGUGACAUGGUGGAUCUUGAGCGUGUUAUAGUCAUAACGGGAUUCGCGGAGUUGGGCCCCUGGGGAAAUUCGCGAACCCGAUGGGAGAUGGAAGCGUAUGGUGAAUUUUCGCUCGAAGGUUGUGUCGAAAUGGCAUGGCUUAUGAAUCUGAUCAAGUAUCAUGACGGCAUUUUCAAAGGGAAACCUUACCACGGCUGGGUCGAUAGCCAAACUUCAGAGCCAGUUCUCGAUGUUGACAUUAAAAGGCUUUAUGAGAAACGUAUCUUGGCCCAUUCUGGAAUACGGCUAGUGGAACCGGAACUCUUCAAUGGCUAUAACCCGGAAAAGAAACAACUUCUUCAUGAGAUUUUUGUUCAGGAGGACUUGCCACCCAUCGAGGUUGCGGAGACGGCUGCGCGCCAAUUUCAAUUAGAACAUGGUGAUAAAGUGGAUAUUACGAAGAUCCACGACUCUGAUCUCUAUCGUGUCAUACUUCGAAAAGGGGCGAAGCUAUUAAUCCCCAAAGCUAUGAAAUUUCACCGCUUGGUUGCUGGCCAAAUCCCUACGGGGUGGAAUCCGAAAAUUUACGGCAUACCAGAUGACAUUAUAUCACAAGUCGACCCAGUUUCCCUCUUCACAUUAGUCUGCACAAUUGAGGCUUUGCUUUCGUCUGGAAUCACUGAUCCGUACGAAAUUUACCAGUACAUCCAUCUUUCCCAAGCCGGAAAUUGUAUAGGGUCUGGUAUUGGUGGCUUCCAAGCCCUGCAAAGAAUGUUCAAGGAGCGCUACACGGAGAAGGAUGUGCAGAGCGAUGUUCUAGCAGAAUCUUUUAUUAAUACUGUUGGGGCUUGGGUGAAUAUGCUACUCUUAUCUGCUUCCGGGCCACUCCGUACUCCAGUUGGAGCUUGUGCUACGGCUUUAGAGUCUCUUGAGCUGGGCUGCGAUACCAUUAUCAGUGGCAAGGCCAAAUUCUGUCUUGUCGGUGGUGUUGACGAUUUCGGUGAAGAACUAUCUGCGGAAUUUGGAAACAUGAAAGCCACAAGCAAUAGCGUCGAUGAAUUUGAACGUGGAAGAGGUCCAAGGGAAAUGUCACGCCCGACAGCAACGACACGUAGCGGUUUUAUGGAGUCUCAUGGGUGCGGCAUACAGGUGAUAACAAGUGCGAAAUUGGCAAUAGAAAUGGGCUUACCCAUCCGCGGGGUGGUCGCCUUCUGUGAAACCGCCAGCGACAAAACGAGCCGGUCUCUACCGGCGCCUGGUAAAGGGCUUCUUUCCAAAGCGCGAGAAUCUGCUUCCAAUUUCCCUUCAGCCCUACUAAGUAUUCCUAAUCGCAGGAAGAGACUCGACUUCAGAAGAAGUCAAAUUUUUGCGGCGCAUCAAACAGCACUCGAAGACCUGGACCAAGAGAUAUUGGUUGCUAAGGCUGAAAACCCUUCGCUAGAUUCUGAUGCCUACUACCGCUACCGCGUGAGACAAAUUAAUGAGCAGGCUCAACAAGAAGAACGCGAUGUGCAAUAUUCUCUUGGAAAUAAUUUUUGGAAAAACGACCCCCAAAUAGCGCCUUUACGAGGAGCAAUGGCAACAUGGGGUCUGACUAUUGAUGACCUGAAUGUAAUUUCCUUCCAUGGGACAUCAACUCAACUCAACGAGAAAAACGAAUGCAAUGUUGUUCAGGCUCAAUUGACCCAUCUCGGCCGCACGCCCGGAAACGUAACAAUGGGAGUUUUCCAGAAACAUUUAACUGGCCAUCCCAAAGGCGCUGCUGGCGCUUGGAUGCUGAAUGGUGCUCUCCAAAUGCUGGAGACUGGACUGGUCCCAGGAAAUCGCAAUGCGGAUAAUAUUGAUGAAGCCUUGAAGAAAUUUGACCAUAUUGCUUUCCUAAACAAAAGCAUUCAGACAAAAGGACUAGAAGCCGUUUCGGUUUUGUCUUUUGGUUUCGGACAGAAAGGUGCCCAGGCAAUUUGCAUCCACCCAAAGUACUUAUUUGCAACCUUAUCGCGUCAAUGUUAUGAGUCUUAUAUCGAAAAACGCAGCGCCAGAAUCGCAAAAGCGGACAAUUUCUUCUCCCAUGGCCUAACAUCGCAGUCAAUGUACCAAGUCAAGACAUCACCGCCAUACCCCAUGGACCAAGAAAUGGUCGCUCUAUUGGACCCAUCUAUGCGAUUUCCACAAACCACUAAAUGA
Molecule: messenger RNA, 4932 nt
Organism: Talaromyces rugulosus
Lineage: Eukaryota; Fungi; Ascomycota; Eurotiomycetes; Eurotiales; Trichocomaceae
Exons: 3
Coding region: 1-4932 (1643 amino acids)
Biological process (GO): long-chain fatty acid biosynthetic process
Cellular component (GO): fatty acid synthase complex
Molecular function (GO): fatty acid synthase activity; holo-[acyl-carrier-protein] synthase activity; 3-oxoacyl-[acyl-carrier-protein] synthase activity
Source: RefSeq, a predicted model, not a curated record